AUGCCUCAAUUCAAGCUUAAAGGUGUCUCCUCGCUGUCACUGCAACCCGGCGAUAAGCAAGAGGUUGAAGUCGAAGGCAUCGAGGGUGGCAAGGUGCUCCUCCUCAACGCCAGCGGCAUAAUCCAGGCCUUAGGGCCAAAGUGUACACACUACGGCGCCCCUCUCGCGAAGGGAGUCUUGACUAAAAGUGGAAGAUUGACCUGUCCUUGGCAUGGAGCCUGCUUUAACGGCCAGACCGGUGAUAUCGAGAACGCGCCUGCAUUAGAUGCCCUGCCGGUGUUCAAGGCCAUUGAGAAGGAUGGUGGCAUAUAUAUUGAAGGCGAAGAAGCAGAAAUCAAAGCAGCGAGACGAAAACCUAACUUCAAGUGUGCUAUUAGUGACGCGGCUCGAGAUAACAAAGUUGUUGUGGUUGGUGGCGGUAGCGGAGCAAUCGGCGCCAUUGAAGGUUUGAGGGAGAAGGGGUUCGCGGGACCAAUAACCCUGAUUUCCAACGAGGGCUAUUUGCCCAUUGAUCGCACUAAACUAUCGAAGGCCUUAGUAACUGACCACACCAAGAUCCAGUGGAGAGAUGACGCGUGGUUUGAAUCCGGUUCGGUUGAAGUGGUACACGACGAAGUCGUUGACAUUGACCUUGUAAGCAAGGCUGUCGUUACCAAGGGCAGGGAGAAGUAUACCUACUCUAAGCUCAUCCUAGCCACCGGUGGCUCGCCUCGAAAUCUGCCAGUGCAAGGGUUUAAGGUCCUCGACAAUAUAUUCCCAUUGAGAACGAUUCAUGACACGAAGAAGAUCGUCGCUGCCAUUGGUGAUAAGGGCAAAAAGAUAGUUAUUGUCGGCAGUAGUUUCAUCGGUAUGGAGGUAGCCAAUGCGACGGCUGGCGGCAACGACGUUACCGUAGUCGGUCAAGAGAGCGCUCCGCUGGAGAGGGUAUUAGGGAAGGAAGUAGGUGCUGGACUGCAAAAGGGGUUAGAAGGCAAAGGCGUUAAGUUCCACAUGUCAGCCGGUGUAGACAAAGCUGAACCGUCUAGCUCAAACACAUCCAAAGUUGGCUCAGUGCAUCUAAAAGAUGGUACAAAACUUGAGGCUGAUCUAGUUGUGCUGGGAGUCGGUGUGGCCCCCUCGACGGGAUAUCUUAAAGAUAAUAAGGUGAUCCGACUGGAGGAAGAUGGAUCCCUGAAGACGGACGAGAAUUUUCUCGUGGCUGGACUCAAGGACGUAUACGCGAUCGGGGACAUUGCCUCAUAUCCCUACCAUGGCCCAGGUGGCCAAGGCAAUUACACACGCAUUGAACACUGGAAUGUGGCGCAGAAUCAGGGGCGCGUCGUAGCGCAUCACAUCAUAAACCCGUCUCUGAAGCCAGAGUUUUUCACUCCGAUAUUUUGGUCUGCCUUGACAGGUCAACUCCGAUACUGUGGCAACUCGGUAAAUGGUUGGGAUGAACUUGUCUUGCAAGGCAAUCCAGGCGACGGGAAGUUUGUGGCAUACUAUUGCAAGGGUGAGACUGUGGUAGCGGUGGCUAGUAUGGGCGUAGAUCCGGCCAUGGCUCAGUCGGCGGAGCUCAUGAAGUUGGGCGGUAUGCCAUCAAAAACAGAGCUCAAAGGUGGGCUGGAUAUCCUCGGUGUUCCACUGACGGCUUAG
Annulohypoxylon maeteangense is the source of this 1635-nucleotide messenger RNA. RefSeq lists its product as uncharacterized. Gene Ontology annotation, molecular function: 2 iron, 2 sulfur cluster binding; oxidoreductase activity, acting on NAD(P)H; flavin adenine dinucleotide binding. NCBI's taxonomy places the organism in Eukaryota, Fungi, Ascomycota, Sordariomycetes, Xylariales, Hypoxylaceae. The transcript is spliced from 2 exons. The coding region runs from base 1 to 1635 and encodes 544 amino acids. The record is from RefSeq and is a predicted model, not a curated record. Gene Ontology annotation, cellular component: cytoplasm.